Hermetia illucens (black soldier fly) is the source of this 3117-nucleotide messenger RNA. RefSeq lists its product as uncharacterized. Gene Ontology annotation, molecular function: protein binding. NCBI's taxonomy places the organism in Eukaryota, Metazoa, Arthropoda, Insecta, Diptera, Stratiomyidae. The transcript has 13 exons. The record is from RefSeq and is a predicted model, not a curated record. Bases 152 to 3079 code for a protein of 975 amino acids.
UUAGAAUUUUCAUUCGCGAAAAUCAGAUUGAGAUUCAGUUUCAGUUGAAUGAAGAUUAUUGCGAAUAGUGGAAAUCAGCGAGCAAGUGCUUCCUAAGAGUUUUUAUUCACGCCAUUGGUAAAUCGCCUAUCUUUCUGGAACAAAAAGAAAAAUGGACACCAGGUUAUAUGAAAUCAAAAAAUCGGAAACUCUUGGACGAUACUUGGUAGCCUUACGCCCCAUAAAAGCAGGUGAAGUAAUAAUCCAUGAACUUCCUGUUGCAUUCGGCCCCCCUACAAGUAGCGAACCAGUUUGCUUAGGGUGCAAUAAGAAAGUAUCCUUCUAUGAGACACCUUACAGAUGCCCCGGUUGCCAUUGGCCAAUAUGUAAUCCCCAAUGCGAAGGCCUCAAUAAAGAUCUCGGUCAUAGCCGUAUUGAAUGUCAACUUUUCGCCCAGAAUAAUGUUGCGAAAUUGGUGGAAAAAUUUGAUGGACGGCAGAUGAAAAUCGGCAACGAAAUCAUAUUUCCGCUACGUUGUUUAUAUCUUAAGCAAACGAAUCCAGAUAAAUGGGCUCAGACUAUAGCGCUGGAAUCACAUAACGACCUACGUAAGGACAUUCCAGAACUUUGGUCACGAAAUCAAGAGAAGAUUGUAAACCAGAUUAGAGAUGAUUGGAACAUAAAAGAGUUUACCGAUGAGGAGAUACACACAGUGUCCGGAAUCAUCAAAGUCAAUUGUUUCGGUCUGGGACGGCAAGGGACCAAAGGACGAGCUCUUUAUCCGCUUACAUCAAUAAUGGCACAUGAUUGCUGUCCAAAUGUUAGAACAGCUAUUCAUCCGAAGACGUAUACAAUGACGGUUAGAGCGCUGAGAGAUAUUGAGCAGGGCGAGAGUAUUACAACAAGCUAUGUUGAUUAUAUUAUGGGUACUAUGAAGAGACGGGAACAGUUAAAACAUGGAAAAUUUUUCUGGUGCAUAUGUCGAAGGUGUCGUGACCCUACAGAAUUUGGGACAUACUGCAGUGCCCUCAAAUGUCUUAGAUGCAAUGGUGGAACUGUUCUUUCUACGAACCCACUUGACCAAGACGCUGAGUGGAUGUGUCUACAAUGUCAAAACUUCAUUAAUGCCUCCACUAUAUCGGCCACUUUGGAUAAACUAUUCAGAGAACUUGAAUCGACCGAUGCCACUCAAAUUCAAUCUUUAGAGGAUUUCAUUCAAAAGUACAAACGUAUCCUAGGAGACAAACACUACCUGAUAACCUUGGCCAAGUAUAAUAUUUGCCAACUAUACAACAUGUCCAAUGAUUUCUCCGUGGAUACCCUCCGGCAAAGAGAACAAUAUUGCAGGGAUGUGUUGGAGGUUGUUAACGUGCUGAAACCUGGUCUGUCGCUUGUACGAGCGAUUACAAUGUUCAACCUGCAUAUUCCGCUCUUAUCACUGGCCAAAAUCGCUUUCAAAAAAGGAGAGAUCAACAUCUUCGAAUUCCGCUUACGUUUGCAAGAAGCCGUUGAAUUGUUAAACGAGUGUGAAGUUAUUCUGAAGUUGGAUCCAGAUGAUCCUAUGGAACGCGAUAUGGCCAACUUGGCAGCGAUGGCACUGAAAGCUAUAAACCAAGUGUUAAUAAUUCCAGGAAAAAUCAUGGAAAGAAGGUUAUACGAAAUAUGCAUAUCAGAUACAAUCGGUCGUUAUUUAACGGCCACACAGCCUAUAAAGGCAGGCGAAGUGAUUAUAAAUGAGAUUCCUGUUGCAUUCAGUACUCCCAAAUGCGGCGAUCUUUUUUGCCUAGGGUGCUACAAAAAGCUACCCCUCAGUGGUUCGCAGAAUAGAUGUUCAGGAUGCCAAUGGCCAAUAUGCAGCGAACAGUGCGAAGGUCUCUAUUCCAAUCUUGGGCACAGUCAAUUCGAAUGUGAAUUAUUUUCCCGCAAAAAUAUAAGAUUAAUAGACAACUUUGACGAAAAACACACAAAAACCGUUAACGGAGUCAUGUUUCCCUUACGCUGUUUAUAUCUGAAAUAUACGGACCAAGCUAAAUGGGCUGCAGCAAUAGCAAUGGAGUCACACCGUGAUAUCCGCAAAGAGAUUCCAGCAAUUCACUUUCAUGAACAAAAGAUGGUGAAUCAAAUCAGGGACAUUUGGGGAAUUAGAGAAUUCACGGAAGAUGAAAUAUACACAGUUUCCGGAAUUAUCGAAGUCAACUGCUUCGGUUUUGAUCGGGAUGGAAGAAAAGGAAGAGGACUUUACCCAAUAACAUCUCUUAUGGCUCAUGAUUGUUGCCCGAAUGUGAGGACUGCUAUCCAUCCAAAAACGUACGCAAUGACUGCACGGGCACUUAGAGACAUAGAGCAAGGAGAAAGUCUUACAAUAAGCUACGUGGAUUACAUUUUGGGAACCUUAAAGAGGCGGGAGCAGCUGAAGCAUGGUAAACUGUUCUGGUGUACAUGCCAACGGUGCGCUGAUCCCACGGAAUUUGGUACUUACUGCAGUGCUCUCAAGUGCCGUAAAUGUCAAACUGGCAUAGUUCUUCCUAUCAAUCCACUGAAACAAGACGCACCCUGGGCGUGUUUACAGUGUACAAGCUCUAUAGAUGCCGCUACUAUAUCAGCUAUCUUGGAUAAACUAUUUAGGGAACUAGAGGCAACCGAUGCCACUCAAAUUCAACCUUUCGAAGACUUUAUCCAGAAAUACAAACAUAUCCUUGGAGAAAAGCACUAUCUGAUCACCUUGGCCAAGUACAAUAUUUCCCAGCUCUACAACUUGUCCAAUGAUUUCUCGGUGGAUGUCCUCAAGCAUAGAGAGCAAUAUUGUAGGGAUGUAUUGGAGGCUGUGAAUGUUUUGAAACCUGGACUGUCAUUAGUGCGCGCAAUUGCCAUGUUUAAUUUGCAUAUUCCACUGAUAUCUUUGGCGAAGGCUGCUUUCAAAAGUCAACAAAUCAGCUUAACUGAGUUUCGAAACCGCGUGCAAGAAGCUGCUGAACUACUAAAAGAAUGCGAACAUAUUUUGAAAUUGGACCCAGAUGAUGCCAAGGAACGAGACAUGGCGCGGCUCGCGAGAAUCGCCCUAGUAGCCUUAAGUCAACUGCUAAUGAGAUACAAAAAUUAGGAAAUACCGUUGAAAUUUUGAAGAAAAUUAUAAAAAGA